AUGCCACUGCUGCCACAGUCAGAGGCAGAGCAUUUUGACGGACUAUCCCUACUCUACUGGACAAUCAUGGGCCCCCAUGGUAUUAACCGGGCUGUGCAAAGACUUGAAUUCUCUGACUGCAGACAAGGACUCGGUGUUAAGAUCAUUGGAGGUUACAAAGAGCUGAGUGGUGAAGAGUUCGGCAUUUUUAUUAAGCGAGUGUUACCAGGUGGUGUGGCUGCACAGGAUGGACGACUUAAAGCCGGUGACCUUAUUUUAGAUGUCAACAACGUGAAUUUAGGAGGAGUAACAAAUGAAAGGGCAGUGGAGAUCCUGCGCACGGCUUCAGCCACAAACCACAUGUCUCUUCUGAUUGCUCGAGAUGAAGAGUCCAGGAGAGAAUUUGCUGAACUUAUGGAAAAAUAUGGCUCCAAUAGCAAUACCAGCUCAGCGUUUGACAAGAUUUCCCCUGUUCCUCAAUCCACAGGCAAGCUUACUGACACUGCUUCAUCGUCAUCAUCAUCUAGAUCAACAAGUCCUCAGAUUUUGAGCCCUAAAGACUGUAGCACUGCUUCAGUUAUUCCUCAGGUCUGCAGUGACUGCAUGAUUCAGAUGAUAUGUGUUGCAAAGGGAACAGGCCUGGGCUUGGUCAUAAAAGGUGGUGCAAACCGUGCAGAGGGGCCAAUGGUGUUCAUUCAGGAAAUCGUUCCUGGAGGUGAUUGCCAAAGGGAUGGAAGACUAAAAGCAGGAGAUCAACUCAUAUCAAUCAACAAAGAGUCUCUAAUAGGAGUGACACAUGAAGAGGCUAAAAGCAUACUUACCAGAACAAAACUCAGACCUGACCCCACAGUGGAAAUUGCAUUUAUCAGACGAAGAUCUUCUUCUGGAUCCAGCAGUGGCCCCCAAAGCCCCAUUUCCCUGCAGCCCAUGCUCAGUCCAGGUUCCCAGCUUAGACCACUAGCCCUGAGUGGUGUAACUAUACCUGUAGGGCUUGUACCCAGGAUGUCCCCUAACCACAUAUCUGGAAGUGAGACACUGCCUUCUGUCAAGCUGACUCAGGUUCGAGCAUUACCAGUGAAGUCAGAGCUUUCUUCUGUCACUACAUCUGAAAGUGCCUGCACCACUGUUUACAAAUCUGAUGCCACUGCUGCCUGUAUGCCCAGUGUUACUCCCACAGCCUCCCAGUUAAAGCCCCCCUCACUUACUUCUAGCAGUCGAAUUAAAACAGAGCAGCUAGAGCAGGUUCUGGAGGCGCUGGGGCUAAAGCCAACUGAAUUUCAGCUUCAGACUCUGAGGGAAAGACUCCAGGUGGACCAGGAGAGAACAGUGGCCUAUAGAGAUUUUAUGACUCUGACAAAGGAACUCUUCAGGUUGACUCUUCAGGUUGAGUCAAGACUGGGACUGCAAACAUCUCAACUCACAAAUGAAGAUCUUAGUGACUCCUCAUCAAACCCUCCAGUUUCUACAUCUGACUCUGAUGACCUUGAUGAGACUGAGCGACUAAGAAAAGAUCACAGUGAAGCCUUAAAAUAUAUAAAGCGACUGCAGGAUAAGCUGACAGAGUCUGAGAGAUAUUGUAAUGAAAUGCAGCAGGAGCUGUCUAAAGUCAAACAGAAUGCAAAAUCUGCAGUGGAUGAGGCCAGAGCUCUGCAGGCACAGAUUCACCUGGCUGAGGCAGCAAAGAAGCAGGCGCAGGGGUUGGAAAUGGACCAUGAAGAGGUGAUUCACCUCCUGGAGGAGGAAAUAGCAGAGAUGAAGUCUCAGAGAGUGGAGAAACUUGGCCAGUCCAAGGAAGAUUUGAAGAAAAUGGCUUUGCUUAAGUGCCAAUUACGAAAAAGCGAAGUUGUGAAGAAAGGCUUUGAGGUGUCUACUCUCAAUCUUCUGCACUUUGUCCAGAAAAUUCAAGACUUUCUAACAGAGAACCAAGAAUCUUUUGGGACUUGUAGUUCUCAAAGAGAGUCAGAGCUGGGUACAUCGCUUCAACCCUCAGCCUCUCAAAGUGGAAAUAAAGUAUUUCAGACAGCAUCCACUCUUGUCUCGGAGGCCAAGGAACUGAUUUGCACUGUUAGAGCCACUGUAGAAGUCGACUGCUUACCGUACGGCUGGAAUGAAGCUUAUACUGCAAGUGGAGUCAAAUACUACAUCAAUCAUCUAACUCAGACGACUUCAUGGACUCAUCCUGUGAUGAACACCCUGGGUCUGUCUGAAACAGAAACAAAUGAAGUCCAUGGGUUAGACCAAGCCUUACAACACCAGAAUCGUCUAGUGUAGCAUCUCUUUUUUAAAGGAACAUGCUGUAAAAGAAAAGAAAUACAAACUAUUGCAAUAAAUGUAUAAAAGUCAAGUUUUAAUAGGUAUGUAAUGGUUAGACAUUGUUUUUAUUUUAAUAUGUAAAAGGAUAG
Trichomycterus rosablanca is the source of this 2381-nucleotide messenger RNA. It is a transcript of the gene stxbp4, whose product is annotated as syntaxin binding protein 4. Gene Ontology annotation, biological process: regulation of insulin secretion involved in cellular response to glucose stimulus; insulin receptor signaling pathway. The transcript is spliced from 22 exons. Bases 1 to 2250 code for a protein of 749 amino acids. Gene Ontology annotation, cellular component: cytoplasmic vesicle. Gene Ontology annotation, molecular function: syntaxin binding. NCBI's taxonomy places the organism in Eukaryota, Metazoa, Chordata, Actinopteri, Siluriformes, Trichomycteridae. The record is from RefSeq and is a predicted model, not a curated record.